This is a messenger RNA of Aphidius gifuensis, 639 nucleotides long. Its product is annotated as zinc finger C2HC domain-containing protein 1B. NCBI's taxonomy places the organism in Eukaryota, Metazoa, Arthropoda, Insecta, Hymenoptera, Braconidae. The coding region runs from base 283 to 639 and encodes 118 amino acids. The transcript is spliced from 2 exons. The record is from RefSeq and is a predicted model, not a curated record.
UAUUUAAAAUUACAUAAAAAUAUUCCUCAAUACAAAAUUAUUUGUCAGUUUAACUUUGUCAUUAUUUUACCAUAAAAAACCCAUACUUUUAGGUAUUGUUAAAUAAUAAAACUAAGCAAAAUAAAAAAAUCUUAUGUUUAUUUAUUUUUAAUUAAAUGAAAUUUCAGUAACUUAAAUAAAUAUGAUUGCAAAAUUUGUGGACGUAAAUUUGCACCAGAUAGAAUUGAUUAUCAUCAACAAAUUUGCAUCAAGGCAAGUCAAAAAAAACGCAAAACAUUUGACAUGACAAAACAGCGUAUACAGGGUACUGAAUUGGAGCCAUAUGUCAAAUUGUCAGCUAAGAAAAAAAUUGAUAAAAAAAUAAAACCAGAGGUAAAAUCAAAUUGGCGUCGUAAACAUGAAGAUUUUAUUGAAACAAUAAAAUCAGCUAAAAAAUUACAAGCUCAUAUUGCUGCUGGUGGUAAAGUGAGUGAUUUACCACCACCACCACGAAGUGAUAACAGUGAUUAUAUACAGUGUCCACAUUGUGAAAGAAGAUUCAAUCAAGCAGCUGCUGAACGUCAUAUUCCACUUUGUAAAAAUAUGAUUCAUAAUAAACCAAAUACCAAUCCUCAAAAUCGACGUAAUAAAAUCAAGUAA